Molecule: messenger RNA, 176 nt
Organism: Racocetra persica
Lineage: Eukaryota; Fungi; Glomeromycota; Glomeromycetes; Diversisporales; Gigasporaceae
Source: the annotation of a GenBank genome assembly
AUAUCAUACAUUCCGGUGAGGCUUUUGAAGUAAAAGAGGGGGUAAAAUUACCUAUACAAGGAGUAUGUAAGCGUUGUGGAUACAUGUCUAGCAAUGAACUUUGUAAAGCAUGUAUGUUACUAGAAGGAUUGAAUCGAGGAUUACCAAAGCUUGGUAUUGGAAAGAAUUUUAGAUAG